GUGCGCCAGCCGAAGCAGGAAGGGAGGUGGCUGCCGAGCCAUUCUUAAAGGGGCCCAAGAGAUCACUCGGCAACGGACCGCUGACGACCGGAAGGAAAAUGAGUGAGUCUUUGGUGGUUUGUGAUGUUGCUGAAGAUUUAGUGGAAAAGCUGAGAAAGUUUCGUUUUCGAAAAGAAACCCACAAUGCUGCUAUUAUAAUGAAGAUUGACAAGGAUAAACGCCUGGUGGUGCUGGAUGAAGAACUUGAGGGUGUCUCUCCAGAUGAACUUAAAGAGGAGCUACCUGAGCGGCAGCCUCGCUUCAUUGUAUAUAGUUAUAAAUAUCAGCAUGAUGAUGGCAGAGUCUCUUACCCUCUGUGCUUUAUUUUCUCCAGUCCUGUGGGGUGCAAACCUGAGCAGCAGAUGAUGUACGCUGGGAGUAAGAACAAGCUAGUCCAGACCGCCGAGCUAACCAAGGUAUUUGAAAUAAGAAACACUGAAGACCUAACUGAAGAAUGGUUACGUGAGAAACUUGGAUUUUUCACUAAUGUGAACUUCUGUGUUUCUAAAGUAUUUAUGUAUUAACCUGACCAUACUGGAACCAGACAUAAAUAGUUAUUUAUGCCUAAAAAUGCACUGUUACUUACAGUUUGUUUCCUGCAGUAAAGAAAAAUUCUUCAUUUGUGCAGUUUGAACCAAGGGGAAAUCAUCUUCAUAGUAAUGAAACUUUGUGAAGUGUUUCCUUCUAUCUGUCAUUGUUAGGUGGACUACUUUUCUCCAGGGAUGGUUUGCAUCCUUGUGACUAAUUUCUAUAAUUUAUGAUUCAGAAUUUGUUACUGUUUGCAGACACUAUAGGAAGAUGGGUAUUAGACUGUGGUAGACAACAGUUCCUCCUCUGACCACUCCUGGGUACUGGCAGUUUAUAAGUGCAAAUAGCGUUUUAUCACCUGUCCCAUCAUUGAGGUUUAUUUGGGGGUGAAGCGUAAGUGACCGAUUCUGAUCCAUGAGUAGUGAUGUAGUGGGACCUCUGUUGCACUCUCCAUCACUUUUCCUCCUCUCUUGGGUUCCUGUAUCUUUUCAAUCAAGUGUUUAAUCUUCAUCAAUCAUUCCUCCUUAAGGUUUGAAAGUUCAGUUUUAUGGUAGAGUUAAGAGUAUUAGGAUUUCUUAUGGAGAGUAGCAUCCUAGUCUUAGAAACUGGGGAGCUAUAGAAUCAAGGGCUUUGUUCUCGGUUAUGUCACUGGUAGGGGGCUAAGACUGUAGCUUAGUAACACUACAGAGCACCUCCUAAGUCUCGUGAGCACUGUUCUAAGUAUGUUAACACUGUGCCUUUGAUUUGUCAGCUUUAACAUUAGCUUAAGGCUUUACACUGCCAGUAUUCUAGAUUUGGUGAAAUUAAAACUUUUUUAAAGGGUUCAAAUAAAACAAUUUUCUAUUAUGUAUAAUUGAAGUUUGUAAUAAAACCAACUUGUUAUUUUUAAAAUUCCAACUAUCUACCCAAAAUUGUGAUGGUAGGUGAGAGUUAUAAUUUGGGGUAUAUUUGCUAUUAGUUUUGUGCUACAUGUAAGCAUUAUUUAAACAUUGGCCAUAAUUAAUAACAACACAUCAAUAGAUAUUAUACCUUUUAUCCUAAAUGUCAGAAGAAAUUCUAAUAUGGACUAAGCCAGUCAUGGUUUGAUGACACCAUCAUCAGGAAGCAAGAUUUCUAAUCUACUUGGAAUUGUUAUAUUUAAGAAAACAUGUAAGAAAUGCUGAGUAGUAAUUUGAGUUAAAGAGGAAAGUAGAGAGACUGUAGAGGCUGACCAAAUUCUUAUAUUAAGAAGGCAGUGAUUUCUAUCUGGGCAGUGGUGGCACAUACAUUUAAUCCUUGCUCUUAGGAGGCAGAGACAGGCAGAUCUCUGAGUUCGAGGCCAGCCUGGUCUGCAGAAGCAAGUUCCAAGAUAGUCAGGGCUACACAGAGAAACCCUAUCUUGAACACCUGCUCCCCUACAAAGAAAAAUUAGCAAAAGUAUCUUUAUGUUGUCAUGUGUUAAUUGCAUAGUAUUUGUGUCAUUUAAGGCUUUGUGCCAGUUUUAUUGGAGGGAAGAUAGUUGGAACUUUCACAGUGGAGAGUGUGUUGUAUUCCCAACUGUGUGCUCACUAGCCUGUAUGUCAGGAAGCAAUUGCAAGUGCUAGAGGAGGUGUUCGUAUUGGUUCUUGAAUGGAAAAGUCCAGAGAGCAAGAAAACUUCCUCCAAGAAGUUUAAGAGUUCAUUAUACAGGUAUUGAUUGAGCUAGAGGAUAACUUGCUUAUAAUCCUACAGAAAUGCAAAUGAGACCCAAGUAGAGAGUGACUUUAAUGGUUUGAAUGAUGCAAAUAAGGAUUUGUUUCACCUGGUUAUAUAAGUAUGCCUUCAAAAGUAGUGCUACAAGUGUACACAUUGUAAGUUCAGCUCUUUAUUUUGGCUUGCAUAUUUAAAUCAGUUUUUGAAAUUUCUGAGUCUUUCGUCGGGUCGGUGGCCCUGACCUGCCAUACACAGGACUCUCAGUCUCUGGUUCUAGCAGCAACACGGAUGGUGAGGAGCUUCCUGUUUCAAGCUUGUCUGACUCUUUCCAAUAGAUGGGUCUUUUGUAAGGUACCACAUUGAGUUGGCAUCAAUGGAACAUGGUUAUUCUGUCUGUCCUUAGACAAGUUUGUAAGUCCUGUGCCCUAAAGUAUUCAUGAAAUAUUUAUGUAAGUUUCCCUUUAGCUAAAAUUUACUUUCUUUUAAAGUGUUUUUCUUAUUCUUUUUCUGCUGUUCCAUAAAGAGUAUGUCCAGAUCUCAUAAUUCCAGGUCUCUUACACUCCAUGUCUUUCAGGAACAACCGUUCCCACUCAGCCUUAAUCUUAAUCUUUCCUUUUUGGAAGCCACUCUUCCUGGGAACCUCUUUCGUUUUUUAAGCAAGCAUUGCUUUAGAACUUUCUGUUAUGCAUAGCAUCUAAUGUCAGAACCAACUAGGAAUCAGAGUGUAUGUGUCAUAUGGUUUCGGUGACAACAUAAGUGACAUAUGAAGAGAGGUAUUCUCAGGUUACCGUGCUGAAAUUCCAAAAGGUCUGAGUUUUAAACAGUGAUUUGUUCUGAUAGUGACACAAUUAUGUUAGGAAAAAAGCUGGUUGACUGUUUUGUUUAAUUGACUUCUAAACUAUGUUUAAAUUGUCUGAGGAGUUUACUGGAUGCUUAGUGCAGUUAAACAUUCUCUCCUGUGAGAGAAACAUUCUCUUGUAUGAGAGGUGUUGCUAGAUUGUUUGUGAUUAUGAAAUAAUUUGUAGCAAAAAUGUGUGUUAGCAUUUUCCCUCCCUUUUUGUCUCCUAUUUUCAGGAGCCAAACUUAGCCAUAAACUGUAUCCUGGUCUGACACUUUCACUAAUGGUUUCCAGUUAGAGGAGUUUAUUGCCAAAUUAAACUUGGCUCUUUUCCCACUUAGAAACUAAAGAAACUGCACAUAAGAAAUGUUUGGACACUUGUAAAACUCAAGUGACUACAUUAAUCUGUAUGAGAAGUAGUGAGUAGAUACUUUCAUAAGAAUUGAAAUGCCAAUAUUUGGGAAGUAGAAAGUAAUGUAUAUCCUAUCAGUUCUAUUGAGUGUUAAUAUGGUAGCACUCCGUAUUUGUUCUGUAGACUGAUAAUACUGGAAUCCAUAAAGUUUGAGCCUUUACAACUUAUGUGAAGAAAUGUUGCAAACAUUUCUGGAUGAAUCUUAUUUUGUAUUUCUAGAAGAAUGUAAAUCAUCUCCUAGGCCUCCUCAUGCUCAUGGUUCCAAGCUGAAUGUUUCUUGGUAGGCCAUCUGACACUUCAGAUCAGUGAAUCAUACUCCUGUAAUGUUAAAACAAUUAUAUUACGCUUGUGAUAGAAACAGUUUCUUGCUUUUUGGGAUAUUAUUACUUGAAUACCCCUUGAGAUCACUAACAUGCCAGGACAAGUCCACUGAUUUUGAUGGUCCAAUAUAAUCUCAUUCAAUGGGCUUGAAACGUUGGUGGUUUAGUCUUGUGAAUUCUAACAGUUCUCUGUCAUUGUUUAAGAAAACCAACAACUGGCACUACUUCUUAAGCUGUGGUUUCAGUCUCUGCUAGUUCAUACCGCAUGUUUAUUUUGGAGUCUUUUGGUAAGCAUGGUGCUUGUACUGGUUUAAAUAAAAUGCUAACAUGAAAGGA
Grammomys surdaster is the source of this 4144-nucleotide messenger RNA. It is a transcript of the gene Gmfb, whose product is annotated as glia maturation factor beta. The record is from RefSeq and is a predicted model, not a curated record. Gene Ontology annotation, molecular function: Arp2/3 complex binding; actin binding. NCBI's taxonomy places the organism in Eukaryota, Metazoa, Chordata, Mammalia, Rodentia, Muridae. Gene Ontology annotation, cellular component: actin cortical patch. Gene Ontology annotation, biological process: negative regulation of Arp2/3 complex-mediated actin nucleation; actin filament debranching.